Messenger RNA from Gambusia affinis (western mosquitofish), 5365 nucleotides. It is a transcript of the gene prr16, whose product is annotated as proline rich 16. Gene Ontology annotation, biological process: positive regulation of cell size; positive regulation of translation. The transcript is spliced from 3 exons. The coding region runs from base 714 to 1718 and encodes 334 amino acids. Lineage: Eukaryota; Metazoa; Chordata; Actinopteri; Cyprinodontiformes; Poeciliidae. The record is from RefSeq and is a predicted model, not a curated record.
GAGCCCGUUCGUUGGCUGCUUUCCUCAGACUCUCCAAGGAGGCAGAGAUGGAAACAGGAUGAACCUGGCGGGGAGUUGCUUCACAGGAAAGUGCCUCUGGGGUGUCGUUACCCACUUGCAUCAAUACCAGAACCGACUAUUUUGGUUGGGAAGGAGGCAGAGAGACUUUCAAUGUUUGUCGAUGCUUGAGGAUUACGGACCCUGGCUGUAACGGUUUGGAUAGCUACCUACUUAUUUCUUUCAUGCCCUCCUCUGCCAUAGCUAACGCAGUUUUUAUUAUCAUUUUAUUACCCAUACACAAAUUCUCUCAAAAAUGUCAAAAUAGGCUUUGGCACCGACGGUGAAGAUGUUUUUGUGGCGUCGUGCUUCGUCUCCGUUGGACGCAGGUGCGCUUAGAUUCACAAACCUGUGGCCGGGCGCUUCUCUGACACUGCCCUACGAUAUUCGGAUAGCCGUUAUUUUUCGUGUUUCGCUGUAUUGCGCAUGCCCCGUGUGACAUCCAGAAUGCUGCCCCGACGCGACUCCGCUUCGUCCUGGCCGCGAUGUAGCAGCAGCAGUAGAGGCAGCAGCAGCGGAAAGUGGAGAGGAGCGGAGGACUGAAUGAGAGAGACAGAGAGGGGAAAAAAACAAACAUGCGUUGGCAAAAGUGGCUUCACCAAAGGAUUUGACUCGAGAUCCUUCGCGAAAUAGACAACAGUGUCACGAAGUGAAGAAUGUCAGGGACACCACAUGCGGAGGCUGAAGGAGUAGUCUCCAAAGUAAAAGUGAAAAAGGAGAUCAAGACCAUCGUGGAGAAUUUGGAAACCAUCCUGGGAGACCUGAAGGAUGUGGCAAAGGAGCUCAAAGAGGUUGUUCACGACAUCGACACCCUGACUGGAGACCUGCAGUUGGAGGAGGACGGACUGACCGACAGCUCGAAGACCGACACGCUCAACUCCAGCUCGAGCUCCACCACUACCACCACAACCGCGUCCAGCCUGGAGAAGAUGAAGCUCUUCCCCGAGGACUGCAUCUUCAAGACGCAGGUGCCCAUGAGUCCGGUACCCAUCCAUCAACCUGGAGUUCUGACGGUGCUCAAGAAGCCACACCCGCCGCUACCACCGCCGAGACACACUACACUGCGAACGGAGGAACACAACAUCAAGAACCUGCCUCAUCCAACUUUGGUCUUAUCAGGGAAUAUAUCUAAGGCUAAUGGGUCUUUGUUGAGGAACGGUGGCGUUUUCCCGCUGAAACCAAAUAAGGAUUUAUUCUCCUCCACUCCGUGCUUCAUUUCAGGAGAGAGCGAAAUGCAGGAAUCUGGUCUGGUUCCUACGCUGCCCAGGCCGAUGCCGCUUCUCCGGCAUGAGAAAAACAAAUGCCCCAAGGCUCCAGGCAGGGAGCACCGGGAGAGAGAGCGGGUCCGUUUCAGCGAGAAGGUCCAGUAUCACGGCUACUGCCCAGACUGUGAUAUGCAGUACGACGUAGACGAUGCAGAACUCCACUUACAGGCCGAGCUGAGCGACUUACGGCUCAGCCCGGUACACUGCUGCUCUUCGUCUCCUCCUCCUCAUCCUCAUCCUCUCCCUCAUCCACUGAUGUUGGAAAAUGGAGGGCUCUCAGUCAGCCACAGUUUCCCUCCAACGACACACACUCCACCACCUUGUGUGCCUCCUCACACACCUUCCGUAAAGCCCCAUAAAACAAUCCUGCGCAAAACAACCACCACCACGGUUUGACCCUGAUAGGUCUCAACUUAAACACUGUUGAAAAAGAUUCCUAGUGUUUUCUACUCGAGCUGAACUUUGGAUUAUCCAAACAAAGAGAGAGGAGAGGGUUUGGAAACAGAAAAAGUGGAUAAAGUGAAAAGGAAUGGCGAGAAGGACAAUGCUGAGAUGGAAAACUGCAAGAUCAGGGAGAAGCGGGCCCAUUGAGAUCCUUGAGCUCUGAGAGGAGUGGAUGCUGGCUUCACACUCUAAUCGACCCGGGUUGAUCAGGGAGGAAGGAGCCCAAACAUCAGCCUGCUGGUGCUUGAAAGUGCUAAUGGCUCUGAACUGACAGAAGACAAUAUCCUCUUCUGAGCAUGAAACAACCUUCAGGCGACAGCUGUACAGGUGGAAAAACAAAACAAAAAAAACGUUACUCUCCAAAACAAGGCAAGGCAAGGAAGCCGGCCGCUGCGAGUGAUGUGUUUGUUCAUAAACCCGUCUAAAUUAGAUCGGAAUGCUGCCCAGACCGAGUUAUCAAAAGUAAUGAGGCGGAUUUGGAUGAAGCCGCACAAGAUAUGGGUUGAAAUGAUGUCAAUCGGUGUUUGAUUGAUGCCAACACAGACUUUUGCUCUGUCAGAUGGAAAUCAAUAGCUCCACUCAACCGAUGGAAUUUGCCUUUUAAGAAUCGUAAUUGUGCACGGAUUGCCCGACAGGCCCGCCUUGCGAGAGAAAAAAAAACAGCGUCUCCGCUGGACUGCAGAAAAGGAGAAAAUAGUAUUCUGUCAGUAUGUGCCAUAUCCCAACCAUGGACUGUUUCUGUUGCGACCAGUGUUUGGAAAUGAAUAUCGAUUUGGCUGCUGGUCUGUGUCCAGUUGUUAACGUCCAUCGUUUCUGUAUUUGCUCAACUGGGGCCAUGCGUCCGUGCAUACUCCAUGGUUAAAAAGCAGAGAGAUUCAGUCCAAUGUGGCAAAUUACAGCUUUAAAAGAUUGUUGAGGAGGUGAUAAUUUGCAUCAAAUUUUAUUUGUGUACAAAUAUACAUAAACAUGUUUGAUAUCUAUAUAUUUCAGCCAUUUUUUUCUACAGAGACUUUUAACAUUUAAAAAGAUUGUAUUUUUGAUAUUACGUUGGACAACAGAGGUUUAUAGACAAAAUAUGACAUUCCCUCAUAUAAUACUUUUUCCAGGAAGGCAGAAGAACAAGAUUGUGUUUGUAGAGAUAAAAGAAACUUUAUUAAAAAAGGUCUGUUUUUUUUCUUUUUGUUUCUUUUUUUAAAAGAAUAUGCGAUAAAGAAGAAAAGUGUCAUAAACCAAAUAAUUGUUGUGCUUUAUCAGAAGGGAAUUUUGGGUGAAUGGAUGAAUGCAUGACUGGCCCUUCACUCUGUCCUGCCAUCACUGUGUUUUCUAUGCAUUUCUACAAAGAGGAUGUCUAAAUGAGUCCAAGGUGCAGCUUGUUCUGCUUGCUACAACAUUUAAGAGAUAUUCUUCAUAUCCUCUCAACUUGUAAAUCAGGUUCAUUUCCCAGUUUUUAAAAUAGAAAUCUGAUCAUAUUCUAUUCAGCUUUUGCAGAGGAGUCACUUGUAAUUACAGAAACAUUUUUCACAUUUUGUCACUUUUCUGCCACAAACUGUUGUGUAUUUUAAUGGGGUUUUGUGUGUGACAGACCAACACAAAGUGGUGCAUAAUUUGUCACAUGGAUAUAAAUUAUACACUGUUUUAAGGUUUUUUACUAAUAAAAGCCUGAAAAGUGCCAUGCAUUGGUAUUCAACCCUCUUUAGUUAAUGUCAUAAUAAUAGCAGAGACGUUUUUUGCUCCAAUCACAGCUGCAAGUGUUUGAGGGGUGAGCCUUUGGGUUGGGUAAAGAGCAUCUUCGUAAGAUUCUCAACUGAAUUUAGGUCUGAACUUUGACUGGGCCGCUUUAAUGUGCUUUAACUAUUUGACAGUAGCUCUGGUUGUAUGCUUAGGAACCUCCUGGUUGAACUGUUGUACAUGUUUCACUCAGGAUAGUCUUGUAUUUAGCUCCGUCCACUUCCCAGUCCUGAUAAAAAUACACUUCUCCACAGCAUGAUGCUGCCACCACCCUGUUUCACCAUGGCGAUGCUGUCAUUGUGGGAGAUGUGUUUUUACAUUUAGGCCAGAAUUUCAGCUUUGCUCUCAUCUGACCAGAGCCCAUAUCUGCUGUAUCCCCUGCAUGACUUUUUUUUUUUAAAUCCUAUAAAGGUCAGAUCAUUUUGCAGUGCAUGGCUAGCAGAUGUCCAGUAGCUCUCUCUGCAGCUCCUCCAGAGUCACCAUGGACCGCUAAAUGAGAGAAAGGUAAACUUUUAUUAUUAUUUAAAAUCUUCUAAAGGCAACUGAAAGCACUGGAUUGUAUUUAGGCGUAUUACAAUUAAGAUGAAAUAAAAUCCCAAUGCAAAACGUUAAAGUUUGUGGUUUUAACGUGACAAAAUGUGCAAAGCACACGGCUCAAUUCUCAAAACCAAUUACAGAAUACAAACAAACUCCUCCUCUUUCUUCUCAUUGGACACAGACUGAAUUCACGUCGCAUUAAAAAGAACGUUGUCAGUGGCGUUUUUCGUGUGUUCACAAACUCUUUGAAACUAACUUGUGAGAAGUAAAUAAUACUUUACACUCAAUGUUGGUGUGUGUGUGUGUGUAUACUUUACUCCCCCCUCAAAAAAAUAUUUCACUGUUGACUUUUUCCCCACCGUCUGCAUUCGAUUUUUAGAAAUUGUGCUCUUGUAGACUAAUCUCUUACGAUGUCGUGACUCUGUGAACCGAGUGCCAAAAAGAGGAAAUUAAACUGACUGCAAAGAGCAUUGCACUUAAUCAAAAUCGCUAACAGAAGAAAAAAAAAAUGGCAGCGUGAGCAAAUGGAUCCAAAGAAAAGGAGGGGGGGGAGCGAAAAGUCCAGUAAAUGGCAUCAUCAGCUGCAUCUGUUAGCUGGAGAUUAGCGUGAUGAGAUAGAAGCUGGCGAUGCUAGGGGGCCGUGAACUGUCUGCACAAGAUAUUUCAGCAAACUAAUGGUGUCUUGUCAUGUUCAUAAAGACUAUAUGACACGGGCAGGGUCAUAGAGGACCGCCUGGAGGACGGAGAGGCAGUCCUUCAGACGCGUUCAAACCAGUGAACUGGAAACAACGUUGCUGGAUAAUUUGCAUUGGAGGGAAAAAAAAUAAUUCAUGUUAAACUCCCUGCCUUGGUGCCCUUGAGCAAAUUUAAAAAAAAAAAUCCAAAGAGGAAUGUGUUUGUGCUUGCAGCUGAGUUGCAUUGACUGUUAUUAAUUAAAAAGGAAUCAUUAUUCAGAAGUAUGGUGUAAUUAUGUAUGGAAAUAUGCAAUUUAGUUGGUGUUAUAUAAACUAAGUUUAAGAAGCAUGAAUAGCGGCAUAAUUAAUCCAGUACUGAUGUCUAGAACUAGAAUGGUACUUAGUUAUUAAAACACCAACAAUUCUUGACUUUCACACAAGAGGACACAAUUAUUGUCAUUCAAACAUCCUAACUUUACUCCGGAUCCUUACAAGAUUUUAUUUUGAACACAGAAGCGAAAAUUAUUCCACAAAAAAUAAAAGCCACCUGGGCCAAAAUUUUACUUCUGAUACUGAUGGUUGUGUAUCUUUUAUUUUCCAUGACAAGCUUCAGUCGUUCAUUGUAUUUUUCAAUAAAUCUCCGACACAGCUCCUGUAAAA